CGACAUGGCGGCCGAGGCGGAGUACGAGUCUGUCCUGUGCGUGAAGCCGGACGUCAGCGUCUACCGCAUUCCGCCCCGGGCCUCCAACCGCGGCUACAGGGCUUCUGACUGGAAAUUGGAUCAGCCUGACUGGACUGGUCGCUUACGAAUCACUUCAAAAGGGAAGAUUGCCUACAUCAAACUUGAGGACAAAGUUUCAGGGGAGCUCUUUGCUCAGGCGCCGGUAGAACAAUACCCUGGCAUUGCUGUGGAGACAGUGACCGAUUCCAGCCGCUACUUUGUCAUUCGGAUCCAGGAUGGCACUGGGCGUAGCGCUUUCAUUGGCAUUGGUUUCACAGAUCGGGGCGAUGCGUUUGACUUUAAUGUCUCCUUGCAAGAUCACUUCAAGUGGGUAAAGCAGGAAUCUGAGAUUUCCAAAGAGUCUCAGGAAAUGGACACGCGCCCCAAGUUGGAUCUGGGCUUUAAGGAAGGACAGACGAUCAAAUUGAGUAUUGGGAACAUUACAACCAAGAAAGGAGGUGCUUCUAAACCCAAGACUGCAGGGCCUGGGGGCCUGAGCUUACUCCCACCCCCACCUGGUGGCAAAGUCACGAUUCCUCCACCUUCCUCCUCAGUGGCCAUCAGCAACCAUGUCACCCCACCGCCCCUUCCAAAGGCUAACCACGGAGGCAGUGAUGCAGAUAUCCUGUUAGAUUUGGACUCGCCUGCACCUGUCACAACACCUGCAUCUGCACCAGCUCCCGUUUCUGCAAGCAACGACUUAUGGGGUGACUUUAGCACUGCAUCCAGUUCUGUUUCAAACCAGGCACCACAACCAUCCAACUGGGUCCAGUUCUGAAUGGCAUUGGCAAGACAGUAGGACAGAUUUGAAGACUAAUGAUGACCCCAAGGGCACCAGUCCGUGAGGGAAGUUAGAAACUCCUUCCCUCCCCAGAACCAAAAUGAUCGGACAAUCGUUUUCAUAGCUUCUCCAUUGCAUCCAAGCUGGUCGGUCACUCCCCUUUGUUGUUAUUUGCUGUUCAGCCGAGAGAGGAUCUGCCCUCCCCUGCUCACUCCCAUGAUAGGGGAGUCGUGGGUCUUGUCAUACGUGUGGCUGACAUACAGGGCUCACAGGCUAAGGUUUGAGGUGGAAGUGACUGCUAACAUCUGUAAAAUUCUUCUGUCUUUUAAUUUCUUUAACUGAAUUAUGUCAUGACCUCUUUGUGAACCCCCACUACCAAAUUUAGAGGAGACAAAAACCUUGAAACUUCCUUCUCCAGUGACUCAAGACUCUCAGAGUGGGUAGCCUAACCUUAGUGUUUACAGAUGAAGACUUUGGAUAGGGGAAGCUGUGGAGGGAGGCCUAUUUUCUGGGUCUCUGCCAAGCAUCCUUCAGGCUUCCCCUAUUCAGUAAGCAUCCAUUGCUGUGUGCAGCUCCUUCACCCUCUCGUGUGUUUACGUGUCUUCCUGCGAUCAGAGGGUUAUGUUGGUGGUACCUGCACAAUUCUUUCCUGUAUUGAAUAGCGCAACAUCUGUGACCAGUGGUGUCCCUUGGAUGAAGGAGAGUCAAGGGGCUGUGCUCUCCCAGUUAGAUGCUAGAGAAAUAUUUGUUUUCUUGCAGCUUCCUGUACUUGCUGCUUUUGAAGCACAGCUUUACUUUGUAUUUGCCCCAUUGUUUGACCUACAGUUGAAGAGUUUAGAGUUUUUAACCUCCUCUGUUGAGCAGAGAGAUUGAAAGCACUUAACUCUUGUUUGAUACCCACAUUGCCUUGCUGCCUGGAUAUCUGAGCCCUUUCCAUACACAUUUCUUUCAGCCCCUCAGCUCUUUGUUAGAGUGCUGCUGCUAUGUAUAUUGCCAUUUGUGUUUCUCUUUUUUAUGUAUCACCGUUUAUGAAGGAAGCUGGGGAGUCGUGGCUUUGGCUGUGACAGGUUUGUCCAAGUGAAAGCUUUGAUACUCAUCCCCCAGAGUAUCUCAGAAGCAAGUUGCUCUCUUACCACAUUCCUUUCCCUGGGCCCCCCAUUCCUUAUCCAGCGCUGUGAAGAGAGUGCCAUUUUCGGAUGAAGGACACUGUCUCUUUGGUUGGUCAAGGGGCAACUUUGAGAAUGAAAUGGGAUGUAAUUUUUGUCCCCCCCCCCGCAUCCAUUUAUUUGGAUGUGUACAUGCUAGUUGAAGGGCAUACUAUCUAGUUUCUUGCUCUCGGAUUUCCUUCUUACGUCUUUUCUCUCUUUGGGUCCAUAAUCUUUCCAUUGCCUCCCCCUUCCAGGCAGCUCUACUCUUGCAGAGCCAUGACAGGACAUUUUAAAAUUCCAAUGGAAAACACUACAAAGAAAUUCUAUGGAAUCACUAGUGACUAACUACUGGGAGCCUAUUUUCUCAAUCUUCCUCCAUGUUGUGUUCUUUGUAUUUUCAAGAUGAUAAUAUAUUAUGUAUUUGAAUUGCUGAAAACAAAAAUUGAAAGUGAAGUUUAAGAUAUAUGUAUAUAAAGCAUAUCAUGUAUUGGUGCAAUAAUGGUAAUUAAAUAUAUGGAAAAUG
This is a messenger RNA of Echinops telfairi (small Madagascar hedgehog), 2512 nucleotides long. RefSeq names its product NECAP endocytosis associated 1 (gene NECAP1). The coding region runs from base 5 to 838 and encodes 277 amino acids. Gene Ontology annotation, cellular component: membrane; clathrin vesicle coat. The transcript is spliced from 8 exons. Gene Ontology annotation, biological process: endocytosis. Lineage: Eukaryota; Metazoa; Chordata; Mammalia; Afrosoricida; Tenrecidae. The record is from RefSeq and is a predicted model, not a curated record.